AUUGGGGGGGGGGGGCUCCUCUGGGAGAAAGGAAGGUCAGAGAGAUGAGCUCCACUUAAGACCUCCGAGGGAGCUGCCAAUAGAGAGCCCCUGGUUUUCAGGGAGGGGAAUUGGGCAGAAGUCUCUGAGGCAGGUCCCAACCCAGAUGUGCAAGGGGUCCAGGAGCUCCCAAGUUGUAGAGGCCCAGCAGCAUCUGGAGGGGCUUUAGAGCGCUGUAAAUCGGGAGCCUGUUUGGUGCAGGGGUUGAAGUACCAACCAGGAGACGGUGAGUUCGAGUCCUGCCUGGCACACAAAGCCAGAUGGGAGGCUUUGGGAGAGUCGCCCACUCCCAGCCACUUCCUAGGAAGGAGGCAAUGGCAAGCCGCUUUCCUUCUGUUCCCCCUCCCCAUAUUCCCUCCGGUCCAAGUCUGGGCUGCUUUCUUGUCUUCCCUCUCCCCACCCUUCUGGAGGAACUUUUCCCUCAGGAGGGACGGCUGUGGAAAUUCUCAAUUGUCGCUCAGGGCCUUUUCAGCCUCGCGGGGGGAGGGGCGGGCGCAGCUCCACCCAUCGGAGGAGGGACUAAACGGAAGGAGGAGGAGGAGGAGGCUCUGGGGGCGUGGUCAGCGCAGCAGCAUCUUCCAGCAGCAGCCUCGCCGCCGCUCCUUCUUCCAGCCAUGCCGGCCUUCGUGGUCUCCACCAACGUUUCGCGGGACGCGCUGCCAGAGGGGCUGCUGCCCGAGCUCACCGAGGAGCUGGCCAAGGCCACGGGCAAGCCGGCGCAGUACGUCUCCGUGCAGGUGAACCCGGACCAGGUGAUGUCCUUCGGGGGCUCCAGCGCCCCCUGCGCCAUCUGCAGUCUCCACAGCAUCGGCAAAAUCAGCGCGCCGCAGAACAAGGCCUACAGCGCCAUACUGAGCGCGCUCCUGGCAAAGCGCCUGCAUGUGCCCGCCGACAGGUACGUUAGUGAUGAAGAGGAUAAUCCCGAAGGUAAGUCCCACUUGCUCUUACAUCGACUGCAGGAGCAAGCAAAGACUCGGCAGCUGCAAAAACAGGAGCAGAACUGGCCUACUUCUGGGCAACAAAAGAGAUUGGCGCCUGGAACCUUUGAAGAAGAGACCAACGAGGAAUUAAAGCAAACAAGCAAAAAGAAGAAAGUAGGUCAAGAAAGUCUUUUAGCCCAAAGUCACAGAGCAAAGGACCCAAGACGAUAUGCUUGUGGAGCAGAAAGUUUGCCCAAGAAAGGAGAUGACUCAAGUAAAAGUAAGAAGAAUGGUGGGAAUUCCAGAAGACCUGAAAGAAAGAUAGAAGCAGUUCAAGGUAAAACAAAUUCUGAUUUUGGCUGGCUCCUGGGGCAGGUUUCAUUUGGAUACUAUGAAGGACUGUUAAUCUUUAGAGCUGUUUUUCAGACCAUUGAGCAAAGCAUUUAUUGCAUAGUUGCAGCUUCCCUAAGCAAAAUGCAACAAACUUUUUUUUUUAAAGUCAAACAUUUUUUAUUUUCCAUUUUCAUAACGUAUAAUCACAUGUAUACUAUUACAUAGCCAAUAUCAUAUUGUACUAAUUAUUAAUUAUAUCAGUUCGUAUUGCCAUCAACUCCCGGAGAGAAAAAAAAAAUAUUGGCUCUUCUGCUCUCCAUACACCCUGUUUAUACCUUAUCCACCCCUU
Thamnophis sirtalis is the source of this 1641-nucleotide messenger RNA. Lineage: Eukaryota; Metazoa; Chordata; Lepidosauria; Squamata; Natricidae. The record is from RefSeq and is a predicted model, not a curated record.